Molecule: messenger RNA, 933 nt
Organism: Necator americanus (New World hookworm)
Lineage: Eukaryota; Metazoa; Nematoda; Chromadorea; Rhabditida; Ancylostomatidae
Exons: 9
Coding region: 1-933 (310 amino acids)
Source: RefSeq, a predicted model, not a curated record
AUGCAGUAUAAAUUGCCUGUAGUAGAUGUCUUCAAACAAAGUUACUGCCUGUUCAUUUGUCGAUGUCUUUCUCGAAACCGUUUAGCGGUGAUGAAUCGAGUUCUCAACUGGAUCAAAACUAGAGCCGAUCACAAUGUAGUGUCAUACUCGAGGUUUGGAUUACCAGGCGAUGAAUUAGACGAUCGCCCUCCUCCAACAACCAUUCAUGUCGCUCCGUUUCGUGAAGAUAGUCCGGAAUUCAUGGCAUUUGGAACACAUGCACAACGAGCUGCAGUGAUAUCAGCUGGUGUUGGUCUUUCAUUGGUAAUCUUCAUAUUUUUGUCGGUUUUCUUCGAAUUUGAUUGGUAUCACCAUGAAAAAGGCGUUGAUAUUGGGGCACUGAUUGGUCUUCUACUAUUCCUACUCGUUGGUAUGUCCAUUCACUGGCAUGUUGUUCGGGGAAUAAAGCUUAAGCAACCGCGAUAUCUUGUCCCCUUCAUUAUUAUAUAUACUAUGACACUAGUUGUUGAGGCAAUUUUCUUCGUAUUUGUGGUUAAUCACAUUGUUGUGCUUAGUUAUUUGAAGACGAUGCCUCCACAGAGUUCUUCGGGCUAUAUACUGGUUACAGCUAUGUUUAUUUUUGCUAUGGGAGUUCAGGCGGUCAUGCUGACAUCUGUAAUAAGGUGUCGGAAUUACCUUGAAAAGCUACAGAUCCACGAUUUGGAGAUGCGCGUUGCUGAGAAAAGUAAACUACAACAUCCUGGAAUACUAAUAGUAUUUGGUCCUGGCAAUCCAAGCGCGUCCAAUGGCUCGACAACGCUGAAUAUAGUCAACGUACCAGACGCUCCUCCAUCGUACGAGCAUGCUACUCAGGCAGCAAAUGGAACCGCUCAAUCAGCACCUGCGCAACCACCGCAGCGCACGGUGCUGCAAGCCGAAGAUGGGAUACUUUAA